This is a messenger RNA of Contarinia nasturtii (swede midge), 1879 nucleotides long. It is a transcript of the gene ArgRS-m, whose product is annotated as probable arginine--tRNA ligase, mitochondrial. Gene Ontology annotation, biological process: arginyl-tRNA aminoacylation; mitochondrial translation. Gene Ontology annotation, cellular component: mitochondrion. The coding region runs from base 82 to 1815 and encodes 577 amino acids. The record is from RefSeq and is a predicted model, not a curated record. The transcript has 5 exons. Lineage: Eukaryota; Metazoa; Arthropoda; Insecta; Diptera; Cecidomyiidae. Gene Ontology annotation, molecular function: arginine-tRNA ligase activity; ATP binding.
CAGUAACAGGUUAUGUUUUUUAUCGGUUGAAAAUAGACAAUAAACACAGAUUAUUUUUAUGAAUAUUUUUAUUUCCCAAAAAUGGGAACACAAUUUCGAAAAAUUAUCGCCAGAAAAUUAUUCGAAGCCGUUGACAAUGGUAAAUUGAAUCCGGUCGAUUUUUCAAAUAGAGUUAUCCCCAGUCUACAAUUGAAAUUCGGUGGACAUUCACAUUUUCAAAUCAGUAUAAAAGCCAUUCAACGUUGCCUUGGUGGUGAAGAUUCGGUUAGCGCUUCUGACCUAGUAUCAAAGCUCUUAUCAACAAAUUACAAUGAUUCGCCGUCGAUUGCAUCAGUUUCUAAUCAAGAGAAAAAUCUAAUUUUUCAUUUGAAUCAAGCUGAAUUUAUUGGUGGAAUUUUAAAUUGCACCGAAAACCCCUCCGAUUACAAACUGAUCGAUGAACAAAGAGAGGAUGUAGUUGUUGAAUUCAGUUCACCAAAUAUCGCAAAACCAUUUCACAUUGGCCAUUUGAGAUCGACGAUUAUUGGAAAUUUUCUGUCCAAUAUUUUUACAGCUUACGGUCACAAUGUUACACGCAUCAACUAUUUGGGAGAUUGGGGCACUCAAUUUGGCUAUUUAAAACUUGGAAUGGAAAUGUCUGGUUUGUCGGACGAAGAAGUGGCUAAAGAUCCAAUAAAGCUUUUAUUUCAUGCAUAUGUUGCGGCAAAUCGUAAGGCAGAAUCGGAUCCGGAAUUUGCAGUGCAAGCUAGAAAAGUAUUUUGUCAAAUGGAAAAUGGUGAAUUACCCGAUUUGGAUGCAUGGCAAAAAUAUCGCGAGUACACUGUACAUGAAAUGGAACAACUUUAUGGACGAUUGGGCGUGAAAUUCGAUGCAUAUGAAUGGGAAUCGGACUAUCGAAAAGUAAAUAUUUUAAAGCAAUUAGAGUCGUUGAGAAAUUCAGGAUUUCUACAAAUCGAAAACGAUGGCAAAGAAACGUUUGUAUUGGACGAAGAAACACGAAGGCCGUUGCUUAAAAGUGAUGGUAGCACACUUUAUUUGACCAGGGACGUUGCUGCGGUUAUCGAUCGUCAGAAGAGAUACAAAUUUCAUCGAAUGUACUACGUCGCUGGUAAUGAACAACAUCACCAUUUUGACAGUCUCUUUAAAAUUGCUAAGAAAAUUGGCGUUCGAAAUGCUGACAAAUUGUAUCACGUAAAAUUCGGAAAAGUUGAGAAAAUGAGCACGAGAAAAGGGAAUGUGGUAUUUUUGAGCGAUAUUUUGGACGAAAUACAAGAUCGCAUGCACGACAAACAAGUUAACUCUCCCAAUACGAAAAUUGAUUUGGAUUUCGAUGAGAAAAAAACCGCUGAUUUUCAAGGUGUUGCUGCUUUAAUUGCAUACGAAUUGCAACGCAUGCCAACAGCAAGCUAUGAAUUUAAUAUGGACGAUAUUGUUAAAGACGCAACCACAAGUGCAAAGAAUUUUCAAAUGACGUAUAGUCGACUCUGUAGCCUAGAAUCCAAUACAGGAAUUCAAGCGGCCAGUGUAUAUAAUCACGAAUACUUACUUGAGCCAGAGGCUGUACAGCUAGCAUUAGAUAUAGCAAGAUUACCUGAUGUUCUUUAUGAUGCAAAACGAAUGUUAGGUGCACAUCGUCUGCUCAAUUACAUGUACUCUUUGAACACACGGACGAAGAAAGCACUUAAUAUAUUGAUGGUUAAAGGAGACAAUAAUCCAGAUCGCCAGGCUCAGCGAAUGUUAUUGUUUAGAUCAGCCAAAAAUGCGUUGAAAUCUUGUAUGAAAUUGAUCAGUGUGACACCUUUAGAAAAAGUGUAAAAAUAAAUUUAUGAUAAUUAUGUUCCUUCAUAAAAGAAUUACUAGUCGAAUAAAAAUAUGAAUU